CAUUCCAUCCCCACGUAAACCUUCGUUUCUCAUCGGCCCGCCUCCGACUUUGAAGGUCGUCUUCUCCUACCUUCGUCUUCUGAGGCAUUUUCCAGAUUCUCAAUUAUCAAACCUAAUGCCCAAGUCCAAGCAACGAUCGGAGAAAACGCUCGAACGAGUCUGAGAUUCUGGUAGACGCGUCACCCGUUGAUCAUGAGUUCGUCGAAGCACCUGAGUAGGCUCCUGAAAGGUCUAUCGCUUGUCGCCAAGGAGAUCUGUAAUCGUUCGCCGGAGAUAGAAAGCGCGCGAAACGGAGAUCUCGAGAAACUAGUCGCAUCGUCGGCGAAGAAGGUUUUGGUUACCGCCACGGACUUGGCGGGACUCACCAGCGGGAAGGUUCGCGAGUUAUCGAGCCGUGUUCCCAAGGAAUCAUCCGUCGUCUACUUUGAUAAUGGUGACAAUAAGGAUGACGUAAAGGAGAACAGGGAUUUACCUUUCGCGCCUGAGGUUGGAUCUGCUACUGCCGAAUUCAUCGACAGGAGGGAGAGUGAUGAAUUUACCGCUAGGGAUAGAGUUGAAGAGGAGGCCGUUGACUCGAAAACCUUGAGAAAUGAAAAUACCGGUGAGGCUAGUAAUUUAGAGAGGGAAGAAGAGGUAAAAGUUUUGGAAGACGAUAAGAACACUGGAGUUAAAGCUGAUGGAGGAGAUGCGGCUGCAGCGUCGCCGGCAGUGGCGCCGGUGAAGAGGCGGAGGCCAAGAGAAAGGAGAGUUCCGUCAACCCCCUUCCAAAGAGCCCUUGGGUUUGCUGGUCUAGGAGCUGGUCUUGCCUUGGGAACCUUUCAAGAAGCUACUAAGAGGCUUGUUUAUGGUACACCAAGCUCCCAAGACAAGCAAUCCGCGUACUCAGCUUUCUUGUCCGAGAAAAAUGCAGAAAGGUUGGCCCUUGGCUUGUGCCGAAUGCGUGGGGCUGCACUCAAAGUGGGGCAGAUGCUGAGUAUUCAGGAUGAGAGUCUUGUUCCUCCUCCGAUCUUGGCCGCUCUGGAUAUUGUCCGUCAAGGUGCUGAUGUGAUGCCUAAGAGCCAACUUAAUCAAGUUUUGGAUGCUGAAUUAGGUCCAAAUUGGCAAUCUAAUUUGAUUAGUUUUGAUUAUGAACCACUGGCAGCAGCAAGCAUUGGCCAGGUGCACCGAGCUGUCACAAAAGAUGGAAUGCAAGUUGCAAUGAAGAUUCAGUACCCUGGUGUCGCCAACAGCAUUGAAAGUGAUAUCGAUAAUGUCAAGCUCCUAUUAAAUUAUACAAACUUGAUUCCGAAGGGACUCUUUCUGGACAGAGCUAUCAAGGUUGCUAAAGAAGAGUUAGCUCGUGAGUGUGACUAUGAGUUGGAAGCAGCCAAUCAGAAACGCUUCCGUGAUUUGCUUACUGACACUUCAGGGUUUUAUGUCCCAAUUGUGAUAGAUGAAAUCUCAAGCAAAAGGGUUCUGACAACAGAACUUGUUUCUGGAAUCCCCAUUGACAAAGUGGCCUUGUUAGACCAGAAAACACGCGAUUAUGUGGGGGCAAAACUGCUGGAACUCACUUUAAAGGAGCUCUUUGUCUACCGCUUCAUGCAGACCGAUCCAAACUGGAGUAACUUCAUGUACGAUGAAGUGACAAAUACGAUCAAUCUGAUUGACUUUGGAGCAGCCAGGGAUUACCCCAAAAAGUUUGUGGAUGACUACCUACAGAUGGUGAUGGCAUGCGCGGAUAAAGACAGGGAAGCUGUGAUAGAAAUGUCGAAGAGUCUCGGGUUCUUAACCGGGAUGGAAUCAGAGGUGAUGAUAGACGCACACGUCCAAGCCGGUUUCGUAGUGGGGCUCCCAUUCGCCGAGCCUGGUGGCUACGACUUCCGGGCCAACAACAUCACUCACAGUGUCUCGAACCUCGGAGCCACCAUGCUGAAACACCGGCUCACGCCACCUCCCGACGAAGCCUACAGCCUUCACCGGAAGCUGGCAGGUGCCUUCUUGGCCUGCAUCAAGCUUGGAGCCGUUGUACAGUGCCGGAAGCUCUUGCUCGACCUGUACCGGAACCAUCGGUUCGAUGAAGGAAGAGGAGAUCCAAUUCUCGCAAGUGGGUCGGUUUCUUCAUAGACGGUAUUUUUUUAUUUAUUAACAUUGCUCUCUCUGAUUUCGGUGCGGAAUACAUAUAUACAUAUAUGUUUAAAUGCAUGUGAUAUACGUGAGAGAGUAAUGUAUACAAAUAUAUACAUAUAAUAUAUACACAUUGCAGAAGAGGGUUCUAUUCAGUGGUGGAUCCAUUUUAUAUGUUUACCAUCCAGGGAACUGUAGGAUAGGCGACGGAAACGAUUCUUGUAAUAAUUCGGGGGGAGAUCACAGAAUGUUUUUGACUCCUUUCGAUUAUGCUUUGUUAUGAAACGUUGAGUUUUGUUUCACA
Messenger RNA from Tarenaya hassleriana, 2410 nucleotides. RefSeq names its product protein ABC transporter 1, mitochondrial. Lineage: Eukaryota; Viridiplantae; Streptophyta; Magnoliopsida; Brassicales; Cleomaceae. The transcript is spliced from 8 exons. The record is from RefSeq and is a predicted model, not a curated record. Gene Ontology annotation, molecular function: kinase activity. The coding region runs from base 193 to 2106 and encodes 637 amino acids. Gene Ontology annotation, biological process: ubiquinone biosynthetic process.